AUGGUAGAGGAGAAAUCAAAUGCACGGAAAGGAGUUGGUGUAGCCAAUGUGGCUCGACAGACAUGGGAUCGCGAACACUAUGAGAAACUUGCUAAACUUCGUGCGGAUGGUCAAUUAGAAACAGAGACGACAAAAAAGGUGAUUGUAUCGUCAAAGGAAGAAUUCCAGGCUGCAAAUGAAGGAGCUGCUGGACCUGCAGGAUCAGCACGAGCCUUUUUAAAAGCUCGUAGUGCAAAAAUGUCGUUAGAAAACAGUGUCGGGACAGUCAAAGUGAUUAAGUCGGACGAGCUGAGUAAAAAUGGCGGCUAUUACUGUGAAGUCUGCGAGUGUGGUCUCAAGGACUCGGUGGCAUAUCUGGACCAUAUUAACGGCAAAAAGCAUUUACGCAAGCUUGGUUUUAGCAUGCGGGUAGAGCGCUCGACGGUAGAUCAGGUAAAGAAUCGAUUACAGAGUGCAUCGAAGCGCAAAUGGGACUUUUUGGUGACAAAGAAGGUGGAUGUUCUCGAAGAUUAUGAAAAAAAAGCUGAAAGCAGUUGA
Messenger RNA from Peronospora belbahrii, 537 nucleotides. The record is from the annotation of a GenBank genome assembly. Lineage: Eukaryota; Oomycota; Peronosporomycetes; Peronosporales; Peronosporaceae.